This is a messenger RNA of Scheffersomyces coipomensis, 882 nucleotides long. RefSeq names its product Cht1p (gene CHT1). The record is from RefSeq and is a predicted model, not a curated record. The transcript has a single exon. Gene Ontology annotation, cellular component: extracellular region. Gene Ontology annotation, biological process: carbohydrate metabolic process. NCBI's taxonomy places the organism in Eukaryota, Fungi, Ascomycota, Pichiomycetes, Serinales, Debaryomycetaceae. The annotation marks the transcript as partial. Gene Ontology annotation, molecular function: chitinase activity.
AUGUCUCACACACUCUUUCUUUCAUAUAUUAUAACGUUCUUAUUGUUAAUUGGAACAACACUUUCCUUUGAUAUACAGUCCAAUACAAAUGUUGUUGCUUAUUGGGGUCAAGGUUCUGGUCAAGGAACUUUAGCUUCUUAUUGUACUACCAACGAAGUAGAUAUUAUCGUCUUAUCAUUUUUGAAUGGGUUUCCAACUCUUGAAUUAAAUUUUGGUAACCAAUGUUCAGAUACUUUUUCCGAUGGUUUAUUACACUGUUCUCAAAUAGGACAAGAUAUACAAACUUGUCAACAAGCCGGUGUUAAAGUUUUACUUUCUCUUGGUGGAGCAGUUGGAACUUAUGGAUUCUCUUCUGAUUCACAAGCUCAAGAUUUUGCUUCUGUGUUAUGGAAUAAAUUUGGUGCUGGAACUUCAGAUUCAGAAAGACCUUUUGAUAGUGCCGUCGUUGAUGGUUUUGAUUUCGAUAUUGAAAAUGACAAUCAAACCGGUUACGUUGCACUUGUUAAUCAAUUAAGAACCUUCUUUGGCACAGAUACUUCCAAGACAUAUUAUAUUUCAGCUGCUCCUCAAUGUCCAUACCCAGAUCAAUCAGUUGGAGAUUUAUUAUCCCAAGCCGAUGUUGAUUUUGCUUUCAUUCAAUUCUAUAACAACUAUUGCUCUUUAUCUGGUGGUCAAUUUAACUGGAAUACCUGGGAAAAUUUUGCUUUAACUGUUUCUCCAAAUAAGGAUAUAAAAUUAUUUGUGGGAUUACCAGGUUCUGUUCUGUCAGCUGGAUCUGGUUAUGUCGAUAUCAGUACUGUAUCAUCAACUAUCAGUACCAUUAUUUCAGAUCCAGCAUUUGGAGGGAUUUCAAUCUGGGAUGUGUCUACAGCAUCCUCAAAU